Molecule: messenger RNA, 4164 nt
Organism: Trichechus manatus latirostris (Florida manatee)
Lineage: Eukaryota; Metazoa; Chordata; Mammalia; Sirenia; Trichechidae
Gene: CGN
Product: cingulin
Exons: 20
Coding region: 13-3600 (1195 amino acids)
Biological process (GO): microtubule cytoskeleton organization
Cellular component (GO): myosin complex; bicellular tight junction
Molecular function (GO): microtubule binding
Source: RefSeq, a predicted model, not a curated record
CAGGCAGCCGCCAUGGCUGAGCCCCGGGGCCCCCUAGACCACGGAGUCCAGAUUCGUUUUAUCACGGAGUCAGCGGGUGGUGCCGAGACGGGCACCCUGCGCCACGGUGUACGGCGCCCAGCCAAGGACGCGAGAGCCAGCACCUAUGGGGUUGCCGUGCGCGUGCAGGGCAUUGCUGGGCAGCCCUUUGUGGUGCUCAACAGUGGGGAGAAGGGUGGCGACUCCUUCGGGGUCCAAAUCAAGGGGGCCAACGACCAAGGGACCCUGGGAGCUCUGAGCUCCGACUUGGAACUCCCCGAGAACCCCUACUCUCAGGCCAAGGGGUUUCUUGCCUCCUCGCAGGGCAGCGCGUCUGAUGAGGAGCGUGGGACCCGCUGGGAUGGAAGGCUAGUCCGUUCCCAGUCCCAGGCCUCCUUGGCGGUCCCUGCCCCCAUGGCUCCGAGCAACAGGAGCGCCAGCCUGCUGGAGUUAGCCCCCCAAGGGGCGCCCCCAGCUAGCACCAUUGACACUGCUCCCCUGUCUUCUGUGGACUCGCUCAUCAGCAAGUUUGACGGUCGCCUUGGGGGCCAGGCUCGGGGCCGGACUGGCCGCCGCACACGGACGCUGCCCCGUGAACAGCGCAAGCGGAGCCAGAGCCUGGACAGCCGGCUCCCACGGGACACCCUCGAGGAGCGGGAACGCCAGUCCCCCAGUGACCUGUCCUCCAGCACCAAGUAUGACGGCCGUGUGCACAGCUCAGAACAGUCAGCCCAGAGCCAGAGCCCUCUCGGUGGCUUUAGCCGUUCCCGGCAGACCCAGGACUGGAUCCUCCAGAGUUUCGAGGAGCCACGCGGGAGAGCACAGGACCCUGCCACGCUGCAGUUCAAGUCAACCCCAGACCUCCUCAGAGACCAGCAGGAGGCAGCCCCACCAGGCAGUGUGGACCACCUGAAGGCCACCAUCUAUGGCAUCCUGAGGGAGGGAAGUUCAGAAAGUGAAACCUCUGUGAGGAGGAAGGUCAGUUUGGUGCUGGAGCAGAUGCAGCCCCUGGUGAUGGCCUCUCCUGGUCCUGUGAAGGCCUUGGCAGGGCAGGGCGAGCUUGCCCAAACAGUGGAGGAGCUACAGCAGAAGCUGGAUCAAGAGGUGAAGAAGCGGCAGAGGCUGGAGCCGUUGCGGAUGGGGCUGGAGCUGCAGCUGGAGGAGAAGGCAGAGGAGUGCAGCCGACUGCAGGAGCUGCUGGAGAGACGGAAGGGGGAGGCCCAGCAGAGCACCAAGGAGCUACAGAACGUGAAGCUCCUCCUGGACCAGGGAGAACGCUUACGACACGGCCUGGAGUCCCAGGUGAUGGAGCUGCAGAGCAAGCUGAAACAGGCCCAGGGUCCAGAGCCUGCUAAGGAGGUGCUAGUGAAGGACCUGGUAGAGACCCGGGAGCUUCUGGAACAGGUCUUGGAGGGGAAGCAGCGGGUAGAGGAGCAGCUGAGGCUGCGUGAGCGGGAGCUGACAGCCCUGAAGGGGGCUCUGAAGGAGGAGGUGGCCUCCCGUGACCAGGAGGUGGAGCAUGUCCGGCAGCAGUACCAGCGAGACACAGAGCAGCUUCGCCGGAGCAUGCAGGACGCCACCCAGGACCACGCAGCACUGGAAGCUGAGAGGCAGAAGAUGUCAGCCUUGCUGCGAGGGCUGCAGCGGGAGCUGGAGGAGAGCUCUGAGGAGACAGGGCAUUGGCAGAGCAUGUUCCAGAAGAACAAGGAGGAGCUGAGAGCCGCGAAGCAGGAACUCCUGCAGCUGCGGAUGGAGAAGGAGGAGAUGGAAGAGGAGCUUGGGGAGAAGAUAGAGACCUUGCAGAGGGAGUUAGAGCAGGCCCGAGCUGGUGCUGGAGAUGCUCGCCAGGCUGAGGAGCUCAAGAAGGAGCUGCACCAGACACAGGAGGAGUUUAAGGAGCUGCAGGCAGAGCAGCGGAGCCAGGAGAUGGCUGGGCGACACCGCCAGAGGGAAUUGGAGAAGCAGCUGGGUGUCCUGAGGGUCGAGGCUGAUCGAGUCCAGGAGCUGGACCAGCAGAACCUACAGCUACAGAAGACCCUCCAGCAGCUGAGACAGGACUGUGAAGAGGCUUCCAAGGCUAAGAUGGCAGCGGAGGCAGAAGCCGCAGUGCUGGGGCAGCGUCGGGCAGCAGUGGAAACAACGCUUCGGGAGACCCAGGAGGAAAACGACGAGUUCCGACGGCGCAUCCUGGGUCUGGAGCAGCAGCUGAAGGAGGCGCGAGGCCUGGGGGAGGGCAGGGAAGCGGUGGAGGCGCGACUCCGCGACAAGGUGCAGCGGAUGGAGGCAGAGAAGCAGCGGCUCGAAGAGGCCCUGGACACAGCUCAGGAAGAAGAAGGGAGCCUGGCAGCAGCCAAGCGGGCACUGGAGGCCCGGCUGGAGGAGGCCCAGCGGGGGCUGGCCCGCCUGGGGCAGGAGCGGCAGGCGCUGAGCCAGGCCCUAGAGGAUGAGGGGAAGCAGCGCGAGGCACUCCGGCGGGACAAGGCGGAGCUGGAGGAGCAGAAGCGUCUGCUGGACAGGACCGUGGACAGACUGAACAAGGAGCUGGAGCAGACUGGGGAGGGCUCCAAGCAGGCCCUGCAGCAGCUCCAGGCCCAGCUGGAGGAUUACAAAGAGAAGGCCCGGCGGGAGGUGGCAGAUGCCCAGCGCCAGGCCAAGGAUUGGGCCAGUGAGGUGGAGAAGGCCUCUGGGGGGCUGAGCCGGCUUCAGGAUGAGACCCAGAGGCUGCGGCAGGUGCUGCAGGAAUCCCAGGCCGAGCGGGACACGGCCCAGCUGGACAAAGAGCUGCUGGCCCAGCGGCUGCAGGGCCUGGAACAGGAGGCAGAGAACAAGAAGCGCUCCCAGGACGACAGGGCUCGGCAGCUGAAGGGCCUUGAGGAGAAGGUCUCCCGGCUAGAGGCAGAGUUAGAUGAAGAGAAGAACACUGUGGAGCUGUUGACGGACCGAGUAAAUCGUGGCCGGGACCAGGUGGACCAGCUGAGGACAGAGCUCAUGAAUGAGAGGUCCGCUCGCCAGGACCUGGAGUGUGACAAAAUCUCCCUGGAGAGACAGAACAAGGACUUGAAGAACCGGUUGGCCAGCUCAGAAGGCUUCCAGAAGCCCAGCGCCAGCCUUUCUCAGCUUGAGUCCCAGAAUCAGGAGUUGCAGGCGCGGCUGCAGGCCGAGGAGAGGGAGAAGUCAGUUCUGCAGUCCACCAACCGAAAACUGGAGCGGAGAGUUAAAGAGCUGUCUCUCCAGAUUGAUGACGAGCGGCAACAUGUCAAUGAUCAGAAAGACCAGCUAAGCUUGCGGGUGAAGGCCCUCAAGCGGCAGGUGGAUGAAGCGGAAGAGGAGAUCGAGCGUCUGGACAGCCUGAGGAAGAAGGUCCAGCGUGAGCUGGAGGAGCAGCAUGAGGUCAAUGAACAGCUCCAGGCCCGGAUCAAAACCCUGGAGAAGGACUCCUGGCGCAAAGCAUCUCGCUCAGCUGCUGAGUCAGCCCUCAGACACGAAGGACUGAGCUCAGAUGAGGAAUUCGACAGUGUCUAUGACCCCACAUCUAUUGCGUCUCUGCUUACGGAGAGCAACCUGCAGACCAGCUCCUGUUAGCUCAUGCUCCGCCAAGGCCCAGAAACCAGGCUCAAGGCCUAUCCUGGCCAGCCCCGCUCCGCCCUGUCUUGCUGUGCCUUGCCCAGCCCUGGAGUCCUCAUUCCUCUCGAUGACCCAGUUAUUCAGACCUGAGACAGGAGGCGUCUGAGUGAUGGCGGUGAAAAGGCAUCAGAGCUAAGCUGAUAGAUGGACUUGCCCUUUCCUUUGGAGGGGUGGGUAUUUUAGGCCAACCGAGUCCUUCCCUUAUUUGUCGACCCUUCCCUCUUCUCCCUCGUGGAAGGAUGGUGGGCAUAUAGGCAGAGGAGGACUGAGCAGGAUAAGAAGGGAUAGACAUUGCCAUGUAUAUAAAGCUGUAUCUCUUCAGCUCUAAUCCUAAGGCUCAGGGAAAUCCCCUCUGCGAUUCUGCUUCCGACUCCCGAAACCCAUGUUCCUCCCACUCUGGAGGAGGAUGGAGGUGGGCAUCAUGGGUAGUGGACAUGCUGGCGUGGCUCUGCCAACUUAACACACGCUCCUCUUUGCACAGUUGGGGGUCCACGAGGUGGUCCCUGUACCCCGCCACUUCCU